This is a messenger RNA of Carassius auratus (goldfish), 3542 nucleotides long. RefSeq names its product transmembrane protein 8B-like. Gene Ontology annotation, cellular component: membrane. The record is from RefSeq and is a predicted model, not a curated record. The transcript is spliced from 13 exons. NCBI's taxonomy places the organism in Eukaryota, Metazoa, Chordata, Actinopteri, Cypriniformes, Cyprinidae. The coding region runs from base 133 to 2541 and encodes 802 amino acids.
CUCGGAAUAGCCUCUUCGCUAUUACGUCAUGCUCGAACAGCUGGUCCGUUGCAAGAGCUGAAAAUGUGGACAAGCGUAGCGAUAUAAAAAUCGCGUCCGUGCAGCCGGGGCGUAAACAGUCAGUUUAUCACGAUGUGGUGGCUGGAAGGGCUUAGGUCGGGGAUGGGCCGUCUGGAGAUCCUGUUGCUUGUUUACACCUUGCUCUGCUCUCUCGGAGAUUGCCUGUUUGUAACUGACUAUUUCACCCGGACGCCUCGCAAGCUCAACGCUUACCGCUCUUUUGCCAGCGUGGAGCUGUUCCACUUCAACGUGCCUGAAGACACCGUGGUGGCUGUCUGGAACCUCAUCACCUUCAAGGAGCAGGGGGGCACCUUUGGAGACAGCUGCCCAGACCGCAACGUGACAGUGUACUUCAGGUCAGGAGCUCCACCUGUAAUCAACCCCCUCCAGACGCGUUUUCCAAAGGACACUAUUGUACCAGGCUCCUUCGCUGUCACUUUGACAUGGACGCUGCCCAACCGUACCACAGGGGUUUUCAAUGUCACCAGCCCCCUCCCAGGUGACUGGUUCCUGGCUGCACACUUACCAAAGGAUAAGGGGAAGAUCUCUGUCAAGGGUCUUCUGGAGGAAUGUCAGUACCUCUUUCAACCUCAGCUCAUUGUUCAGAGGCUCAUUGGGAUUUCAGUGCUGUAUCCUGGUUACUUCAUUGAUCAGAUGAUUCCUCUUCACAAUAGAUCUGUACUCUACAAAGUGUUCAUCCCAAACUACAUCUCUCGGGUGAAGGUACAGCUUGUGGACUGCAACACAAAGAACAAAAGUGGGGAGAACUGUCCAGUUUUGCUGAAAAUCCGCUCGAGGGCCCCACCGGUGCAUAACUCUAGCGCUGUGGACUGCAGAGACAAUGUCCCCUGUGAGCUGGAGGUCCUGCUGCCGUCCUGGGAGCAGUGGUACUAUAUUUUGGUGGAGCGUUACCUCAGUAGCACAGAUGUGUACUUUCGCAUUGGAGUUCAGGUUAAAGACUGUUCCAAGCCCAGCGUCUCCAAGGGCUCCUCAGCCAUGAACAUGCCCCAGUCAUUUGGCACCGUGAUGGGGUUCUCUCUGUCAGAGACCCUGCCGGCUGCCAGCCUGCCUAACGUGCCACAGAACCCUUUGGAUCAAGGAUCUCUGUUAACUGCUGAAGAAAGCAUCACUUACUUAGCACCCAUGGCAGACACAAAUAAAUGCUGGCCCAUCCGGCCAACGCUGCGGAAUGAACUGGACACAUUUUCAGUUCAUUUUUACAUCUUUUUUGGACCCAACAUCUCCAUCCCUCCAGACCGGGCAGCGAUAUUUGCCAUCAACCUAAUGCCGGUGCUGGACAGCGGAGGCGUCCUCAACAUGGAGCUCAAACUCAAUGUGUCUUCAGUGAGAGGAGAGAAUAUUACGAUCUUUGGCUGCCUGAAUCAUGGGAUGCCACUGUCCCUUCACGACAACACAUCAGUCUCAUGUGAAUCUGAGUCAGUUUCAGGAUUUCAUCUCUCCAUUAACACCAGCACAAAUAUCACCAAGCUGAGGAUUCCCUACCCACAGACGGGCACGUGGUAUCUGAGCCUGCGAUCCCUGUGUGCCACUGAACACGGGUUUGAAAUGUGUACUAAUGUAACAGCUGAGGUGUACCUUCGCUCUUUCCUGACCCCCUGCAUCAAUGACUGUGGCAUCUAUGGCCAGUGCAAACUCCUGCGCACCAACAACUACCUGUAUGCUGCCUGCGAGUGUAAAGCAGGUUGGGAUGGCUGGGGUUGCACGGACAACACAGAGGCGUACUCAUACGGCUUCCAGCUGCUCUCAACUCUCCUUCUGUGCCUCAGCAACCUGAUGUUCGUCCCACCUGUGACCAUCGCCAUCCGCAGUCAUUACCUACUGGAGGCGUCUGUCUAUAUUUUCACCAUGUUCUUUUCCACUUUUUAUCAUGCCUGUGACCAGCCAGGCAUUGUGGUCUUCUGCAUCAUGGAGUAUGACGUGCUGCAGUUCUGUGACUUCCUCGGCUCGCUCAUGUCUGUAUGGGUCACUGUCAUCGCCAUGGCCAGACUCAAAUCCAUUAUCAAACAGGUGCUGUACUUGCUGGGGGCGAUGGCUCUAUCAAUGGCCUUACAGCUGGACCGCCAUGGCCUGUGGAACCUUCUGGGCCCCAGUCUUUUUGCUUUAGGCAUCAUGGCCAUCGCCUGGACUGUGCGCACCAUCCGCCGGCGCCGCUGUUACCCGCCGACCUGGAAGCGCUGGGUCUUUUUCCUGUUCCCUGGCACCACCAUUGCCACGUCAGCGGUGGCCUUAUACGCCUUUGUGGAAACGGAGGAGAACUACUUCUACAUCCACAGUAUCUGGCACAUGCUCAUCGCUGGGAGCGUCGGCUUCCUUCUGCCGCCUCGUGCCAAACCUGACGUUAAAGUCACUCCCCUGAAGCGGCGGCGCGGCUGUGGCUACCAGCUCUGUGUGAACGAGCACGAGGAGAUGGGACUGGUGGACCCAGCGAUCAUUACCAUUAACAGCAUAUGCACCAGCUGAUGAUGUUUAGCAACAUGGACUUUUAUUUGCCUUUCUUAUUCUUCCUUUGGAAUAAAAAAACAUGGAAAACAAAGCCAGAGAACUUACUGAUGCAUUGUAAAUAACUUUUGACUGAAAAAAAAUCGCACGCGUACACACACACACACACACACAUGCAUAUACGUACAAGUUUUUUGUCAUUGUUAUUUGAAUUGCUAUUAUUGUUAAUAAUAUUGUUUGCAUUGUUCGUAUCUGGGAAUGGUUUGUGUCAGUACACCGAUGCACUGUUGUUAGUGCAUUAUUUAAACCAUCUGAGCUGAUUUUUCUGCUGCUACUUGACAGUGACUGUAAAAUUGAAAAAUGUGUCAAGUAAUUUAUUCAUUGUUUUCUGGCACUCAAAUGACCAAAUGUUUUAUUGUGUUUAGAGGAUGCAAAGGAAGAAGAUUAUCUGGAUGUAUUAAGGGCACUUUUUUUUUCUAAACAUCUUUUGCACUGAGACACAAAAAUGUGAUACUGUACAUUUUUUAAAUAUAAGUAUAGUUAUGAUCCAGUCACAAUGUGUACAUAUAUAGUAUAGUUGUUUUCAGUGGAACGUCUGAUUGUACUUUGGAUUGCAUUGUAUUGCCUUUGCAGCAUAACUGAUUGUCGAUUUAUAGUUGGUUUAGGUAAGUGUCCAUUGCCAAGACCAGGUUUUAAUAUGAAACCUCAGAUAAAUAACCUCAUUUUUCCUGUUGUAUUUACCUAGCGAGGAUCAGAGCAAGACAUUUUGAAGCAAAAGCUAAUGAUAACAAAUAAACGUUUUAUUUUUUUGGUAUCAAAUCGGAUCUUUUUUGGUUCUAUUUAAAACGAAUGUGUUAUUUCUUGAAAUUGGCACACGAGUGUGUUCUUCCUUCAAUAUUGUUGAAGAAACUAGUAGGGGCCUCUGGGAAUCAAAACCUCAUUUUUAAGUAAAUAAUUUCCUCCUAAAUUCAUUUCAUGACAUCAUCCUCUGUAUGUCAGUUGUUAUGAGGAUGCUUAUAAGA